Anolis carolinensis (green anole) is the source of this 1573-nucleotide messenger RNA. RefSeq names its product kunitz-like toxin PcKuz3. The record is from RefSeq and is a predicted model, not a curated record. The transcript has 3 exons. Lineage: Eukaryota; Metazoa; Chordata; Lepidosauria; Squamata; Anolidae. Gene Ontology annotation, molecular function: serine-type endopeptidase inhibitor activity. The coding region runs from base 161 to 469 and encodes 102 amino acids.
CAUAUUCCUUCCCUCUUCUCUCUUCUCAUGAGCUGCAGUUUUAUAGUGCUGUUAUCAACAGCUCAACUUGUACAAGUUCUUGCUUUCCUUUCUCUCCUUUAUAGGGAAGUCCACUUCCAUAUGCAGACUUCCACCAUACGUUGGAUUUUGUUACGCAGCCAUGCCUCGUUUCUACUUUGACAUCAAAAGUGGGCAAUGUGAGAAGUUCAUUUAUGGUGGCUGUGGAGGCAAUGCAAAUAACUUUUUAACACGGGAUGAAUGCUUUUCGAAGUGUGGAGGGGAAUCCAGUUCUUCUUUCAUAUGCAGACUUCCACCAUACGUUGGAUUUUGUUACGCAGCCAUGCCUCGUUUCUACUUUGACAUCAAAAGUGGGCAAUGUGAGAAGUUCAUUUAUGGUGGCUGUGGAGGCAAUGCAAAUAACUUUUUGACACAGGAUGAAUGUCUUUCAAAGUGUGGAGGUUGCUGGUGAAUCGUUCUACAGAGACACAAGAGAAGACUGCUUUCAGUGAAUAACAUGUCAUUAGGUCCUAUGGAACAAAAGUGCAUCCAUCCUGACUCAGUCUCCUUUGGGAGAUAUAAUUACUGCUACUACUACUACUAGUAGUAGUCCUAACUGAAAUGACCUGCGUGGUUUUCAUUCAAACACCAUAGGUAUGUUUGCCAAUAAACCCACCUGUUUCAAAGCAUUCAUGGAUUUUUCAUUGAUUCUUCAUCUUGAAUGUUGUUAUGCCUGAACUGUAUUGUUUUCUAUAUCUGAUGAACAAAAGAAUCUUCACCACAAUUCCUAGUGUUUUGAGAAAUAUAUUAUCCAUCACAUUGAGAGGAAGGGGAGCCUAUUUAUAUAAGGAAAGAAGAAAUAGCAAGAGAUGAAAGCAAAACACAAAUGGAAGACAUUUGCUUUCAACAAAUGCAUGGACUAGUCCUAGUAGUUAUACUUUUGCACUUCUGGUCAGGCUUGUUUUCUUAUCCAACACUGUCCAUAUUUGCAUUUUCCCUGUAGCCUGCGGCAAGGUACCAUCACAGAAAGGAAAUGGCUUUCAGGACAAACUUUUAUAUUCCCAGCCAACUGUUUCUGAUGUCUCAAAUCUAAAGUGUAUCUUGGAUCCCACGUACCAAAACAAAGUACACAUUUCAUCAGAAGUAAGACUGACUAGUUUGCUCCUCUCAAUUAAAAAUAUGAGUUGCAAAUCAAUUUGUCCCAUUUUUUCCUUUCCUGUUUGUUUUAAUUCUGUCUCAAUCCACUCAUUCCUCUCUGCCAGACAAUUUACCUUCUUGCAAAAUCUCACUGUUUCCAUAUACCGUAUAUACUCGAGUAUAAGCCGGGCUGAAUAUAAGCUGAGGCACCUAAUUUUACCACAAAAACUAGGAAAACUUAUUGACUCGAGUAUAAGACGAGGGUGGGAAAUGCAUCAGCUAUGGGUCAAAUUCAAAAAUAAAAAUAGAUAUUAAUAAAAUUUAAUUAUUUGAGGCAUCCGUAGGUUAAAUGUUUUUGAAUAUUUAUGUAAAACUGUAAUUUAAGAUAACAAUAAGACUUUAAUAAGAUAAGACAGUCCAACUCUGAAUACCUUUAUAC